This is a messenger RNA of Labrus bergylta (ballan wrasse), 1416 nucleotides long. The record is from RefSeq and is a predicted model, not a curated record. Lineage: Eukaryota; Metazoa; Chordata; Actinopteri; Labriformes; Labridae.
CCCACAAAAUAUGACGCCUUAAAUGUAAGACGAAGAAGGACACGCAAAGCUGCAGACUCUGAUAACGUGAUUGAUAUAGAUGCUGAGGGUAUCCCACCAGGAUGUAUGCUGUGUACAGACAAGCCCACACGCCCACUGCGGUGGAGUUUUCUGUCUACUGCAACUUCAUAUCCAGCAAGGAGAAGAACUUGGUUGUCGCUGGGACGUCUCAGCUGUACGUCUACAGAAUUAUCCACGAUGUGGAGAGUACGUCAAAGGUUGACAAGUCUUCAGAUACCAAAUCCCGUAAGGAGAAGCUGGAGCAAGUGGCAUCCUUUUCUCUUUUUGGCAAUGUUAUGUCCAUGGCCAGUGUACAGCUUGUGGGAGCCAGCAGAGAUGCACUCCUUCUCAGUUUCAAAGACGCCAAGUUAUCUGUAGUGGAGUACGACCCGGGGACACACGACCUGAAGACGCUGUCUCUUCAUUUCUUUGAGGAGCCAGAGCUUAGAGAUGGUUUUGUGCAGAAUGUACAUAUUCCCAUUGUGCGUGUUGAUCCAGAGAAUCGCUGCGCUGUAAUGCUCGUUUAUGGCACCCAGCUUGUGGUGUUGCCGUUCAGGAAGGAUACUCUCACUGAUGAACAGGAGGGUGGAGUCGGAGAAGGGCCUAAAUCCAGCUUCCUGCCCAGCUACAUCAUUGAUGUCCGUGAGCUGGACGAGAAGCUGCUCAACAUAAUAGACAUGAAGUUCCUCCAUGGCUACUACGAGCCAACGUUGCUCAUCCUGUUUGAGCCCAACCAGACGUGGCCGGGGCGUGUGGCUGUGCGUCAGGACACUUGCAGUAUAGUUGCCAUCUCCCUCAACAUAAUGCAGAAGGUUCAUCCUGUCAUCUGGUCUCUCAGUAAUCUGCCUUUUGACUGUACGCAAGUCAUGCCUGUCCCAAAGCCGAUCGGUGGCGUUGUGGUAUUUGCUGUGAAUUCAUUGCUGUAUCUCAACCAGAGUGUUCCACCAUACGGAGUUUCUCUUAAUUCUCAGACAACUGGGACCACAGCGUUCCCUCUACGUAUACAGGAUGAAGUGAAGAUCACACUGGAUUGUUCCCAGUCUGACUUCAUCGCCUAUGACAAAAUGGUCAUCUCUUUGAAAGGAGGAGAAAUUUAUGUGUUGACCCUCAUUACUGACGGCAUGAGGAGUGUCCGGGCGUUCCACUUUGACAAAGCUGCUGCCAGCGUCCUGACAACUUGUAUGGUGACCAUGGAACCCGGUUAUCUUUUCCUGGGUUCCCGCCUCGGAAAUUCGCUGCUCUUGAAGUACACCGAGAAGCUUCAGGAGACGCCGUCAGAGGAGGGAAAAGAAACGCUGGACAAAGAAAAAGAUAAAGAGAAACCGGAGGAACCACCAAGCAAAAAGAAACGCAUGGAAUCUUCCACCAACUGGACAG